AUGCGCAAGUUCCCCAUCGGGCCGCGCACGGGCGAGCUGGCCGUGUGGAGUAACGUGUUUCUGGUGGUGCGUGCACCGGAGGAGGGGCAGUAUGGGUUCAUGCUGUCUGUGUGGAGGAACGUGAUUCUGGUGGUGCGUGCACCGCAGGAGGGGCAGUACGGGUUCAUGCUGUGCGAUAAGGAGCACAAGCAGAACCAGGACAACAUCACAUUCGACCCUUGCUUCCUCUUCCCUCAAUGCCAAUCCCACACAUACCCUCCCCUUCGACUCACAGCUCUCUUGUGCUGCCCGCCCCUCUCGUGCCGCCCCACCCCUCUUCUGCCCGCCCCUCUUCUGCCUGCCUGCCCCUCUUCUGCCGCCCCUUCCCUCUCUCACUUCAGUCUCCUGCAGAAGCUCCCAUCGCUCGUCCCUCCAAACAGCACUCUCUACAUCGCAACCAACGAGCCAGACCCCCACUUCUUUGAUCCCCUCAAAACCGCAUACAUCGUUCACAAUUUAGCGGAUUUCGCAUCUCUCUGGGGCGAAGGGUCCGCGUGGGAAGCGGAGAUGAGGGAGGUUGCGGCUUCGGUGGGUGUGGCGGUGGGGAAGAGCGUGGAAUUCGACAGCGAGAUGCAGGUUCUGGUGGACUAUGCUUUAAAAAAGGUUGCGAGAAGGACAGUGGAGAGGUUUAACGACCUCACGGGUGAUCCCAAGGACGGUGAGAUGCGGUGGAGAGCAGUGAGGAGGUAG
This is a messenger RNA of Closterium sp. NIES-65, 729 nucleotides long. The record is from the annotation of a GenBank genome assembly. NCBI's taxonomy places the organism in Eukaryota, Viridiplantae, Streptophyta, Zygnematophyceae, Desmidiales, Closteriaceae.